GGGCGGCAAGAUGGCGGCGGCGGGCGGGGCGGUGCGGGCCCUGGCGAGGCUGGCGCUGCUGGGCCUGGCCGUGCUGGGCCCGGCGCUGGGCAAGCGGAGCGCCGUCCGGGUGCUGUCGGACGGCAUGUGGCGGGAGCUGCUGCAGGGCGAGUGGAUGGUGGAGUUCUAUGCCCCGUGGUGCCCCGCCUGCCAGAACCUGCAGCCCGAGUGGGAGAAGUUUGCCGAGUGGGGUGAGGACCUGGAGGUGAACAUUGCCAAGGUGGAUGUCACGGAGCAGCCGGGAUUAAGUGGACGAUUUAUCAUAACAGCCCUUCCCACCAUCUAUCACUGUAAAGAUGGAGAGUUCAGGAGAUACCAGGGUGCAAGAACUAAAACUGAUUUCAUAAACUUCAUCAAUGACCAGGAAUGGAAAUCGGUUGAACCUGUUUCGUCCUGGUUUGGUCCUUCCUCUUUCCUGAUGAGCAGUAUGUCAGCUUUGUUUCAGUUGUCCAUGUGGAUCAGGCACUGCCAUGGUUAUUUAACAGAAAAUGUUGGAAUACCUGUUUGGGGCUCCUAUGCUAUUUUUGCCUUGGCAACUCUCUUCUCAGGACUGAUACUGGGGCUGAUAAUGGUGUUCUUAGCAGACUGUAUCUGCCCAUCCAAGAGGCACAGACCAGCACCCUACCCACACCCAAGAAAACUAGCUCCAGCAUCAGCUCAGCUGCUGAAAAAGCUGGAUGAAGAGCAAGAAGCAGAUGAGGAAGAUAUCUCAGAUGAUGAAACAGAGGGUAAAAAGGUGUCCAGCAAGGACUCAUCACCCAACCCUGUGAGGCAGCGCCCAGUGAACCCUGCUGCUACAAUGGAGAAAUCUUAGUUUGGUUUGCAUGCAGGAUUAGUCUUUGAGUCACCAACUCAAAAGGAAGAUAAAUGUCAAAUCCUUCAGCUUGAAGAGAACAAUGACUCCUGUUGUGGUAAUAUUGAUGCAUUUCAUGAAUUCAGAAAAACAAAAGCAAAAGAAAAGCAUCUUUGGCAGCAGGUAUUCAGAGCUAAAACAUGCUGUUGCAAAUAGCUGGAAUUUCUCCUGUCUGUGUGUGGAGAAAUGCCAAGAAAUAAUUUAUGUGGCUUCUUGAAUGACUUGUUCUAUAGGGACUUUAUUUUUUCUUUAACAGAAAGUAAGCCAGUGUACUUGUUGCUUUAGGGAGCCUUAGCAAGGGAAGGCACUGGGCUCUUUGCUGUCAAAGCAUUCAAAAAGGUGUCUCAGUAGAAAUAUAUCUAGUUGUGCUCUGAAGAAAUGCUGAGGGGAAAAGCUCCUUCAGUUGUGGAACAUGUUCCAGGCUUCUUCAGGUGACAAAAACUUUCUGCUGUGACAGUGAGUACUACAACCCCCCAGUCUUUGUUCCAAAGGGAUGAACGUUGCCAUCUUCAUUUUAAGGAGCAGAAGUUGCCCCCUGAGCAAGAGCUGGAGUUGGUCUCUGCCAUCCUCCUAGAGGGGAGUUACCACAAUUUCCCUGGAGUGUGGAUUCUCUGGCUGCUCCAGAAACCUGCUGUUUGCAUCCAUUUCAUCUAGAAAAGGCUGUAAAAAGCUAGAUGAGCCUCCUGGUGAAGUAAUUAUCCAGAAAAACUUAAGUAGCACCUGUAGUCUUGUUUGUCUCAGUGACUCUGAUUCAGAUGGGAAUAGUUUACAUGCAGGGUCCUCCUCUGAGUACAAACCCUCCCUGCUGGAUGGUAGGAGGACUCUGCUUAUUUUUAAUACAUGAUCAAUAAUUUCUGCUUACUCCAGUUUUACUGCCAAUCAGGCUGUACCUGAUCUGAAGUUGAAAUAACUGCUUCUUAGUUUCUUUUCUAGAAAGUCAUCUUUUCUGUUCUCACAGAACCAUCUUGGAACAACACACCCUCAUUCUUUCCUUUUUUUUAAAAAAAAGGCCCUGUAGCUGCUGUUUUCUGUGUGGUAUUUGUUUUAUAACUCUGUAGAAAUAAAAAGAAUGCACAUGCUCAUGGA
Apus apus (common swift) is the source of this 1978-nucleotide messenger RNA. It is a transcript of the gene TMX1, whose product is annotated as thioredoxin related transmembrane protein 1. The coding region runs from base 11 to 853 and encodes 280 amino acids. The transcript has 8 exons. The record is from RefSeq and is a predicted model, not a curated record. Lineage: Eukaryota; Metazoa; Chordata; Aves; Apodiformes; Apodidae.